Messenger RNA from Loxodonta africana (African savanna elephant), 8788 nucleotides. RefSeq lists its product as uncharacterized. NCBI's taxonomy places the organism in Eukaryota, Metazoa, Chordata, Mammalia, Proboscidea, Elephantidae. The record is from RefSeq and is a predicted model, not a curated record. Bases 5753 to 6391 code for a protein of 212 amino acids. The transcript has 3 exons.
GGAUGUUGCUGCAGAAAAAUACACAAGCAUCCUGAUAGUUCUCAUUUUAAAUUCAUCACUACAAAUCUCAAAUGAACCCUCAAACUUGUCUGGCCAUCUUAGUUAUUUCUCUGCAGUCCUUCCCUGUUGGUGUCCCCACUCUAAAAUAACUAUUGCUAUUUUACUUCUUCUCCUCUCUCUCCAAAGUCCCAGUAUCCUCCCCCCAGUCCUCCACUUCGCUGAGCCCCAACUCGCCUCAUAUUAUACCGAGAGAAUAGCUGUUUUCUUCACCUCACUCAGGCUCUGAUACCUCUCAUUGGGCUGCCACCCACACACACCUGGACCCCUCCUUACUGCUCUGACACACCAUGCUGAACCACUCUCCUCAUAGGAAGGAGGGCAGAACUUCUUUUUUACCUUUCUGUUCACUCGCGGAAACCUUAGUGGAGUAGUGGUUAAGUACUACAGCUGCUAACCAAGAGGUCGGCAUUUUGAAUCCACCAGGCGCUCCUUGGAAACUCUAUGGUGCAGUUCUACUCUGCACUAUAGGGUCGCUAUAAGUUGGAAUUGACUUGAUGGCAGUGGUUUGGUUUGGGUUUGUUCACUCGCGCUUGGCUGGCACAGACACUUAACCGUACACUUUUCACGUAAAGGUUGGCAGUUCAAACCCACUCAGUGGCUCCACGGAAGAAAAACCUAGUGAACAGCUUUCAUAAAGAUUACAGCCAGGAAAACCCAAUUGAGCAGUUCUAUUUUUUUUUUUUUAUUGUGUAACAUAUGGGGUUGCCAUGAGUCGGGGCUGACUCAGCAGCAGCUAACAACAUAUCCCAAACACUUAGAAUAAUGCUUUUUGACUAAGGGACAUUCUCAAUAAACACUGGUUGGUUGACCGAAUGAAUCUCUUGUCCAUUCUUUGGUAUAUUCUUCCAUGUUUGUCCUUGCAAAGCUUUUCACAGUUUUAAGCCCACUUCAUCCCAUUACAACAGCUCCUGAUAUUCCAAGCAUCAGCUUCAGGUCUAUGUGAAUGUAGUGCGUAAAGCAUCCGUUGGGGGUGGGCAGCAGAGGGCCCCAGCACAGGUGCAGCUUCAGGCUCUGGGCCUAUCUUGAUAUGAACAUACUCAGAAAGCUGACAAGGGAUUCUCUGAGGUGUACGACGUAUGGGUCAACGUAGGGAUGUUGUUGUUGCUGUUCGGCAAGUCGUUUUUGACACACAGUGACCCUAUCUACAACAGAAGGAAACACGGCCCGCUCCUGCACCAUCAUCACAAUCAUUGUUAUGCUUGAGCCCAUUGUUGUAGCCACUGUGUGAGUCCAUCUCGUUGAGGGUCUUCCUCUUUUUCGAUGACCCUCAACUAUGCCAAGCAUGAUGUCCUUCUCCAGGCACUGAUCCUUCCUGAUAACAUGAAUCUUUAUGACCCAGACGUUUGUGAAAUCAUCUCUUUAUCCCCACGCUUUGAAAGUUCAUAAUGAUGUGUCUUGUUGUAGGUCUGUUUUCAUCUUUCUCCUGGUACUUGGUGGGAUCUUUCAAUUUGGAAACAUAUCCUCUAGUUUUGGAAAACUUUCUUGAAUCAUUUAUUGAUGAUUUGCUUCCUUCCAUUUUCUUUGUUCUGUCUUUCUGGAACUCCUACUUUGAUCCUCUGAUGUUCUUGUCUUUCCUGUCCUAUUUUUAAUCUUUUGUUCUCGUAUCUGGAAGAUUUCUUCAGUUUAAGCUUCUAAUAUUUUUAUUGAGUUUUUCAUUUCUACUACCAUAUUUUUAAUUUCUAACAGCUUGUUUUUAUUUCCUGAAUGUUCCUUUUUCCCUGUUUUUGUGUCAUAUUUGCGUGUGACAUCUUAUUUUAUCAGAGUAGUGAUCAUAGUUUUAAUUUGUGUUGUUUUAGUUUUCUGUUUCCUCCAAUUUGCCAUUUUUCUUUGAUUCUUCUUGGAUUAUCUCUUUCAUAAUAGAGGCUUUCCUCAGAUGUCUGCUAAUCCUUGGACAUUUACUUAAAUACAGAAGUGGGCAACUAAAUGUUAAUUUGAAGUUCCCAGCCCCUAACUGGGUUUAAACAUUAUGUACUUCACUGUAGGGUGAUCAAGCUGGGUUGGGUCGGUUUCACUGGACAUCCUUAAAUCUCUCCUCUUAGGCUGGUCAGAUUCCCCAGAGAAGCCUCUCCCUAUAGCCUACUAGAAAACAAAGGUAUGAUUGCCAGCAUUUUAAAGAGCUGAGUGAGGGUCUCAGCAGCUAAUAGGCAAAUGUUUCGUUAAUCUACCCAUUUUCUGGAUGAUAUCCUCCCUUAACUCUGUUUGGUGUUCCUCAGUGCAGAGACCCUGUUUUAUGCUUUGGAGUAGAUAAGGGGCAGUUGCUUGGCUGUAUGGCUCUUGGGGCAGAGAUGGGUGAGAUGCUGCAGUGUAAAUUGAGUUGGUUAUUAGCUCUGCCGGCUCAGUUCUCAGGUCUGUCCUUUACCACUUUCCAUUUGCAUACCAGAUUUCAAUUUUUUGUUGCAGCUUUCUCUCCCAUUUUCCCCAUUCUAACAGGAUUUUGCCUUUCAUAAGAAUCCUUUACUUGCUUUAGAGGAGUCUGGGGAAGAAGCAAAAGAUGUGUGUUCAAUUCAUUGUCUUUCCCCAAAAGAUCCAAAUGUGUUAUAUGUAUUUGUUUAAUUUAAUAUUAUUUUACCUUAAAAAUACUUACAGUAACAUUUUCAGGAAAAAACAAAAUCCAAGUAGAAAUAAAGAGGAAGAAAAAAUCAGGAAAACUGGAGAAUAAUUACAACAACAACAACAAAAAAAGGCGGUCCAGGUAUCCAAUUCUGAAAGCACUUUUAGAAAAAAGUGAAAGUCACGAAAGGGUACGGGAAGAAAAACCCUAUAUUGUGUGUGGAAGACCUUGUAGGACAGACUGCUUUAACAGAUCUGACUGAUUUCAAUUACCUUUCGAAGAAUAGCCUCAAGUUUUCUUGAUGUCUCUGUUCUUCAUUAAUUCAUCUAUUGAACAGACAAUGAUUAUAAGUCACAGCAAAUGAUCACCAGAGGCUGAGGCUACUAAGCUGAAUGUCGUUGCUGUUGUUAGGUGCUGUCCAGUCGGUUCCUACUCAUAGCCACCCUGUGUACAACAGAACAAAACCCUGCCGGAUCUUGCACCAUCCUCACAAUCAUUGUUAUGACUGAGCCCAUUGUUGCAGCCACUGUGUCAAUCCAUCCCAUUGAGGGUCUCCCUCUUUUUUCACUGACCCUCUGCUUUACCAAGCAUGAUGUUCUUCCCCAGGGACUAGUCCCUCCUGAUAACAUGUCAAAGUAUGUGAGAUGUAGUCUCGCCAUCUUUGCUUUUAAGGAGCAUUUUUGUUGCACUUCUUUCAGGACAGAUUUGUUCAUUUUCUUUUGGCAGUCCAUGGUAUAUUCAAUAUUCUUUGCCAACAAGACAACACAAAGGCAUCAGUUCUUUGGUCUUCCUUAUUCAUCAUCCAGCUUUCGCAUGCACAUGUGGUGAUCCUAAACACCAUGGCUUGGGUCAGGGGCACCUUAGUUUUCAAUGUGAUAUCUUUGCUUUUUAACACUUUAAAGAGCUCUUUUACACCAGAUUUCCCCAAUACGAUGCAUCUUUUGAUUUCUUGACUGCUACUUCCCUGGGUCUUGACUGUGGAUCCAAGUAAAAUGACACCCUUGACAACUUCAAUCUUUCCUCUAUUUAGCAUGAUGUUGCUUAUUGGUCCAGUUGUGAGGAUUUUUCUUUUCUUUAUGUUGAGGUGUAAUCCAGGCUGAGGGCUGUGGUCUUUGACCUUCAUCAGUAAGUGCUUCAAGUCCUCUUCAUUCUCAGCAAGUAAGGCUGUGUCAUCCGCAUAUCGCAGGUUGUUAACGAGUCUUCCUCCAAUCCUGAUGCCCCAUUCUUCUUCAUAUAGUCCAGCUUCUCGGAUUAUUUGCUCAGCAUACAGAUUGAAUAGGUAUGGUGAAAGAAUACAGUCCUGACACACACCUUUCCUGACUUUAAACCGCGAAGUAUCUGCUGUUCUGUUCAAACAACUGCUUCUUGAUCUAUGUACAGGUUCCUCAUGAGCACAACUGAGUGUUCUGGAAUUCCCAUUCUUUGCAAUGUUAUCUAUAAUUUCUUAUGAUCCACACAGUCGAAUGCCUUUGCAUAGUGAAUAAAAUGCAGGUAAACAUCUUUCUGGUGUUCUCUGCUUUCAGCCAGCACCCAUCUGACAUCAGUUACGAUAGCCGUGGUUCCACAUCCUCUUUUGAAUCUGGCUUGAAUUUCUGGCAAUUCCCUGCUGAUAUACUGAUGCAACUGCUUUUGAAUGUUCUUCAGGAAAACUUUAUUUGCCUGUGUUACUAAUAAUAUUGUUUGAUAAUUUCCACAUUUGGUUGGAUCAGUUAGUGCCCUCAUGAAGUUUGUCAAGCAUUAAAGUAUAAUAUGGUAAAUGUUUCAAUCCCUCAGGCACUACGGGAACGUGGAGGAGAGAGUGAUUACUCUGGAAAUCGAGGAGAUACCACAGAAGUAGGAGGAAAACCAAAAGAAAUUGGUGUCACUAAGGGAGCCCGUGGAUACUGCCAAGAGGUUAAGCGAAGCAAAUAACAUUGGAUUUAGCGAUAUAGAUGAAAGUAUCUUUCGUUUCAGUGAGGGUGAAAGUCAGAAGUGAUGGGCUGAAGAGGGUAUGGAAACAGGAAAUGUUGACAGAUUUUCCAAGCUCUACUUUGAAGGACAACACAGAGCUACGUGGGAUUAAAGGUUUGCUUGGUUAACUUUAAAUAGGAAAGACGUAAGCUUGUUUGACUCUCUUAGGAGAAAAAGCCAAAACAAAAGAAAAAGUUGAAAAUACAAGGCAGAGUGAGGAUGGUUGAUUGGGCAAAAUUCUUGAGAAAGCAAAAAAAAAAAAAAAAGAUAUCAAGAACACAGACAAAUCCAUUACCCUCAAGUCGAUUCCGACUUAUAUUGACCUUACAGGAUGGAGUAGAACCGUCCCAUUGGGUUUACACGUAGCCACAGGUAGAUUCAACUGCCAGCCCUUUGGUUAGCAGCCAGGCUAUUAAUCACUGCGCCAUCUGGGUUCCAAGAACAUAGAGAAAGGGAUUGUUUUUAAACUGAAAGGUUUCCCUCUUAACAGAAGAGAAGGAAAGGAGGGUGGCUGCUGGGUAAGGCAAAGAUUGUUUCAGUCUGGCGGCAUGGGGUCUGUUACCUUCGCGAAGUAGGAAGCAAAGUCAUCUGAUAACAAAGAGGGAAUUGGUGUCAGAAGUUGAGACUACAGAAAUUUCAAAAUAAUUACUGAAGAGAAAGUAAGAGAGAACCAAAGACCAAUAACGAAAAGUUCAAUUAAACUGGAGAACAUAAAUUUAGUACAGCACUCACAUUCACAAGAGUGCCACAGAAGGGCAAUGGGCAAUACAAGGGAGCAUUGUGAGAAGUCAUAGAACUUGGAAUUUAAACGGAGCAGGAAAAGAAAGGAAGAAGGGGGCCGAUAGGAAGAAAUCAGCGGGGUCAGGGGUGGAGGUCUGGAUGAGAACAACGAAAAGCUGUGGGAGGCGGUUUGUGUCAGCAAGAUUUCAUCAUUUUGACUUCAUCAUUGAGGAAACACUUGGUCGAUGACAAGGUAUUCCCUCCAAACAGCAACUUCUCGGUCAUCCCGAAGCUAAAUCGUGUGGGCAGGUGACACGAUUAUUCAGGAUCCUCAAGUGCCAGCCACCUAACCCGCCCUGCACCGGGGCAGCGGCGAGACGCAUGCGCGCUGUGAGCGCGAUCCCGCCGCGCCCGAGCAGGACGUCGCCGUCGCCUCUCUUUCCUUCCCGAUCUUCUCCAGCGCGUAACUGAAUGAGUCUGAAAAUUACCCGGUGCCGUGAGCACAGGUGCCACGCCUUCCCUCGACCAGAAACCCUCCGCCUGGGCCCGCGCGGGAGGAGCGGGUCCUCUGAGGGGAGCGGCGACCCCGCCGGCCCCGGUCUCUUUCCCUGGCGGCGGCGGCGGUGCCGGCUUCCCCCCUGGGACAAUAUGUUCAAGAGAAUGGCCGGAUUUGGGCCUGACACCGGCCGGAGAGUUACGGUCAGUGCCGGCCCGCGACUCCCUUCCGGCGGUGGCUGUCACGGCCUGGCCCCUCCCAGCGUGGUGCGGCGCAGCGUGGGCCGGUUUGUGUCUCUUUCGCGCCUUCUCUCCUCGGGUUUGAAUCGCGGCUUGAAGGCGGGCGGAGAGUCAGAGGCCGACGUCACCGCGUCACUACAGCCUCCUGCCCCGCCAAAAGCAAACGUAAUCACCGAUGACCUGGAGGUUGUGGCAGAGGAAACAGGCCACUUAGCGGGCUGGGGAAUCUUGGCUUGGUGCUCACCGGCUCCAGCCCAGGUCAUCCGCAAACGGGGGAUGCCGCCGCCUGGCUGUGAGGAUAAUAACGGUGGCAGCAAAUACCGGCUAAGCGCCUAUCGUCUGCCCAAAGAGGCUAAACACUCCCCGAUGCUCUGAUUUAAUCCUCACCACAACAGUAUAGAGUCACUAUCACCCGCGGUAUCUACAAGUGCCAAAACCGAGGAGUAGAAAAUUGGAAACUUGCCCGAGUUUAUGGUGUUUACAAAGCUACGGCCAGGAUAUUAAUCAAGGCACGUUAUCCUGACACGGUGCCUGGUACAUAAGGAACAUUGAGUAAAUGUUAAUUUUUUUUUUCUGCUGUUUUUAGUGAACGUUAGGAUACAGCCUAGCGUGUGACACUUAUUUACUUUGCUUCCACUUCCCCACAGACCCUGGCAUGUUAACGAUUUUUUUAAGGCGGGACCAAUUGCUUCUGAUUUUUAUUUAUUGUGAAAGGAAAAUUCUUUAAAAAGAAAAUCAUGCAUUAUUGCACCGAUCCAGUCAACCUGCAAUUGUUGUUGCUUUUUUUUUUUUUAGAUAGACCUUACUAUGUCACAUUUUCACAUAUAGAGCUAUGUUAUGAAGUGUUUCAAUAUUACAUGUAAAGUAACAUUCUAAAAUUUAAAACACCGGUGAAAUUUAAUGGAAUGGGAAAAAGAUCCAGGUAAAAUCUCUUAUUAUUAGACACAUUAUAAAUACAUGCAGUUAUGGGAAAGUUAUGGACUGCUAGGGAACUACUGCAGAACAAAGCGUUAAAACAUUGAUUUUUUUGAGGGAGAAGUUACGGAAUUUUCUCUGCUUGUAAUCAUGUUUGGUUCUAAAAGUUUGUAAGUUUAAGUCCAAAAUGACUUGAGUUUAACCCUGCAGUCCCCAAAUGCUUUUCCAGCAAAAAUGGGUGUGAGUUAGUCCUGGAAAGCUUGAAAAUUACAGAUUGAUUUCUUCUCCUUCCUCAUUGUUACAUGCUCUUUCAGGCAUAUUUUUCCAGGUUUCGUAAAUUUCAUCCAGGUAGAAAACCUGUAGGCUGGUGAGCCCUUUUUACCAUUAACAAACUGCACAUUCUUAGCAUACCAUAGCAGCUAUGGAAGGUUAUGCACACACUGUCACAUCAGCGAUCCUUGUUCUUCAGUCAGGCCUUGAACCUGAGGUCCCAUCUAUGGUUGCCCCAAAAGUUUCAUCAAUAGCACACACUAUGCUUAGUUAAGUUCUUGUACAGUUUCUCUUCUUCUGAACUAAUUUUAGGCUAAUAGGUAUUAGAUUUCGUUUUUGAUUAUCCAACCAGAAUGAAAAGGUUUUCUAUUUUGUUCACUAUUUUUCCACAUUUCAUAUUGCUGGUUAUAUUGGCACAACCUUUUUCACGUGUGGUACAACCUGCUGUUUGUCCUUCAGACAAAUUCUAACUAUUGAACAGUUUGUCCCAGAUUCAUGUACAUUUUGUAUUUUCAGUUUAAAUUUCUUAUCAUUUCCAUCAUAAUCCCCAAACACUGCGUUUAUGCUUGUUAGAAGUGAUGAGAAACAUAUUGAAUGUACAUCCCAGAACUGAGCACAGAAUGUAAGCAAGCAUGCCACUGGCCAGUGUUUACCAAGCUUCAGUCUAAGGGCCAGUUUACCAUUUUUUGCCAUAUCUCAGUCCAACUGUAAUAUCAUUUCAACAUUGUUACUUAAAUCAAUUCAAUUUUAAAAAUACCUUAAGCAUGAAGAUUUUUAAAUUUGGGGUUUUAUUUAUUAUUUGUAGUAUGUUUUUUCUAAUACUGAUAAAGUAUUAAAAUGAAAACUGUUUACCUUUGUUCUCCUAACAUCCUCACACAAAAUGCCUUUGUUUGGUAUUUGUACAGUUUUGGUCAACACUCAAUCACCUGUUGCCUUCGAGUGGAUACAGACUCCUAAUGACCCUAUACGACAGAGUAGAACUGCUCCAUAGGGUUUCCAAGGCGUGGCUGGUAGAUUUGAACUGCUGACCUUUUGGUUAGCAGCCGAGCAUUUAAACACUGCACCACCAGGGCUCCGAAUACUCCACAGGCUGAUUAAGGAGGAAAUGAUUGUCUAAUGUCCUCAAACUACUGACAUAACCAGCUGGUGAUGGCAGUCAACGUUGGAAAAUUUUUUCCAAAGGCUAGCUUUAAAGUUUGGGGUUACUAUUGUUACACGAAUAGUUCAUGGUAAUGUUGCCGAUACUUUGGAAAGAAAAGAGAGAAAGAUGGACACACCCAUCAGUGGAUAGUAUAUGUAAAACCACACAGAAAUGAGGAACAAAAUGAAAGAUCUUCACCAAGUAAUAGUGUCCUUCUUUCACCUGUGGAAAGAGUCCAUGGAGAAGCUCAGUAUCAUCAUUCAGAACACUGCCGGGGUCGACUGUGGAACAGACCAUCAGUUGCCCAUAUGCAAGUUUAAAUUGAAGCUGGACAAAAUUACAGCCAUUCCAUGAGAACCAAACUAUGACCUUGAAUAUAUUCCACCCGAAUCUGGAGACCAUCUAAAGAAUGGAUUUGAUGCAAAAAAAAAAAAAAGAAGAUAUAA